AUGCCGGCCAAUAUCACCCCACCGCGAUCCCCACCUACCGCGAGUGGUAACAGUAGAAAUAUCUCAGGACAAUCUUCAUCAGCAGCGUCCGGAGUGACACAAAGUAAUUUGCUUCAGCGUUAUAAUUUGGAGUCCAAGCUCAGCUCGGAUGAUGGGCCUGAACCACCAAAAGUUUGGGAAACUGACGCACAAAAGCGACAAGAAAUGUUGAGGAAAAGAAAAGAGCAUAUGAUUUUGCAAGCUAGGAGAAAAAUGAUGGAAUCCCAACAGCAGGCACAGCAGCCUGUCGUGGCAGAAGGAAGUGGUGAUGGUACGAACAAUGCACCUUCUGAAAAGCAGGAGCAGCUAGCAGCCGAGACAUUUGACGACAUGUCUGUUGAUGAACUGAAUGCGCUUGAUCCUAGUGAGCGAAGGCGCAAUAUGAUGGAAGCAUUAGAGCGUAGAAAGGCCAAAGCUGCCCAAUAGUAAAUCCAAUAAUCCAAUGACUUGAAAAUUUGAAAAUAAAAAUGUGCAAAUGUGCAAGUCACGACGCUGGGCCAACACAAAAUUUCAG
Messenger RNA from Umbelopsis ramanniana AG, 553 nucleotides. RefSeq lists its product as uncharacterized. The record is from RefSeq and is a predicted model, not a curated record. Lineage: Eukaryota; Fungi; Mucoromycota; Umbelopsidomycetes; Umbelopsidales; Umbelopsidaceae. Bases 1 to 465 code for a protein of 154 amino acids. The transcript is spliced from 3 exons.